Molecule: messenger RNA, 9772 nt
Organism: Catharus ustulatus (Swainson's thrush)
Lineage: Eukaryota; Metazoa; Chordata; Aves; Passeriformes; Turdidae
Gene: TMED8
Product: transmembrane p24 trafficking protein family member 8
Exons: 6
Coding region: 179-1123 (314 amino acids)
Source: RefSeq, a predicted model, not a curated record
CGCCCCGCGGCUCUGCAGAACUAAAUACUGAUUGGCUGCGUUGUCGAGGGGGGAGGCUGAGGCAUGAGCACCGAGGCGCCACCAUCUCCCUGCGGCCCGGCUCACACGCACUCGCUCGGGUGUUUCCACCCACCCCCCCCCCGCUCGGCUGUUUCCGGCCGCCCGCCGAGCCGUGCCCAUGUCGGACGCGCUCUCCGCCGCCGCCGGCUCCCGCUCCGAACCCCCGGGCGGCGACGCCGCGCCGCGGGGUCCCGCAGAAAAUGAAGACUCAGCCCAAAAGACGGAGGUUGCAGAUCAGCUAGUUGAUUCUUUGGAGUCCAGUACUUCGCAGAGCGGGUCACAGUCUUGGGCGCACCUGAGUGCAGGCACAGCAGAGCAUUUGAAGGAAGCAAUUGGCACUCUGGGGGACCACAAAGUGGCUGAACUAGAAGAGAAGCUGCCUGACCAAAUCAGGUCUCUCAAAAAGGAAGCUGUUCCAUUAACCAGCUACCAUGUACCUCAGGGAGUAGGGGACAUAGUCAUGAUUCAGUCAGAUCACACUGGUGCUGUGGAUAUCCUUUCAGCUGAGCUGGAGACUGCAGAUCUCCUUGGGGAGCAGAGAAAAGCUCAGCCUCCCCCUCUGGCUGCACCCACUAUGUGGACCACUGAGAAGAUGAAGGAAUUCAAAGCUAAGAUGGGAAAAGAGAAGAAUGGCCGGAUGGUGGUGAAGCGAGGCGAGGUGGUGACAGUCCGUGUGCCAACCCAUCCUGAGGGGAAAUGCAUUUGCUGGGAGUUUGCUACAGAUGACUAUGACAUUGGGUUUGGAGUCUAUUUUGACUGGACCACAGUUACUAGCACUGCCAUUACUGUUCAGGUCAGUGAAUCCAGUGAUGAGGAGGAUGAAGAGGAAGACGAGGAAAUUGAAGGACUGUCCCCUGUAGGUGAUGUGGAGCGGGGUUCCAAGAGCUACCUGCGGAACCGCUAUGGAGAGAUCAUGCCUGUGUACCGGAGGAACAGCCAUCGCGAGGUACAGGCAGGCAGCCACGAGUACCCGGGCGAGGGCAUCUACCUGCUGAAAUUUGAUAACUCCUACUCUCUGCUCCGCAAUAAGACUCUGUUCUUUCACGUCUACUACACUAGCUGAAGAAGAGGGAAAGGGCAAGGAUGGCAGGCAGGUGAUGGUGAGUGUAGCAGGCUGCCACCCAGCCCUGGUACUGCCUGAUGGGCACUGCUGUGUGACAGAACCACAGCACAGUUCUACCAGCUCUUCCUUGGACAUGGACUGGUUUCUCUGCACACCCUUCUUCCCCACUGCCCCAGGGGAGAAAGGUAGUAGUGACUGCCUGGUUGUUCCCAGGCAGCUGCUCUUUCUCUAAAACUUUGGGAGGUCUGCUCCAUGCAGGCAUUGGGCUGGGCCUUCACAUCACAGCUGGCAGUUGCCCAGAAGCCACGUUCAGGUAGUUGUAAUUCUGAUCUGUUGUACUGGUACAAAAUGAAGUGAAAAUAAUCUGUUACUAUUUUGUGAAUAACUUUUCUAACUCUCCUGCAUCUGCAUCACUAGGGGGCAGCUGUUAGCUUCAGUGAGCCAGAAGCACAGCUGGCUUGUCACUUAGCCAGGAUAACCCCAUCACCUACCAUCGCUACAGUCACCAGCAGUCAGUGCUUCCUUCACUCAUGUGAGUGGGUGGGAGUACAGCUGGCCAGCGGCAGCCCAUGUUGCAGUGGCUUGGCAGUGCUACAACAGGUGCACCCCAAAUAGCAGUCACAGCUCUUGUCUGAACAGGGAGUGGGAGCAGGGUGCACACCUCAUAGUUCAUAGGAAGGCUUUUCCAUAGAUUAAGAAUUGGAUGUUACAGCUGUUGAUUGUAGGCAUAUGUAGAUGAUUAAGACCUCAGUGAUUACCAGAAGUUUUUUCUGUAAUCCAGAUGUGGAGCAGAAGCCAUUACUUACUGCCAUGCUGAAUGAAUACAGAAUGGUGGAAUAGAACCAAUAAAUAUACAUUAAAUUUUUCUUAGUAGCAGGAUGUUGGUUCACUGGUAUUGCAACCAUAUGUAGCAAGGAAAAGGCUCCCAGAGAAAGGCAGUUUGUCAGCUGCUAUUCUGUUGCAAAGGUAUUGUUAGAAAGUUCCUUGGCAUGUUUCAGUGACUAGUGAUGUUAUCGGUUACACCUUCUGCUUAAGCAGUGGCUGAGUUGAACAAGGAGAAGUUAAUUCAUCAGAGAGAAAUUUUAAAACAUAUUUAUUUGUAACUGUUGUUUAUUUUAAUAUUUUUAACUUGAAAUUGUUCUCUUUUCUAAGAAUACUGCUGUAUUUACAUUUUGAUACCUCUUUGCAGAGACACAAAACAACUUUCCAUGGUGAUACUAGAAAAGUUCCAAGUUUUAUUUUUAAAUCAUCCAGGUAAAGCACCUCUGUUUGGUCCAUUCCUUCUAUUGAGAGGAAAUGAUGGACAAAAUUAUUUGGAGUAGUUAAAGCCAAAGAUUUUGCUCUCGUAGGAGGGCUGCGUAUUUCCUAUUAAGGGUAUAUUGUGAUGCUGUACAAUCUGCUCUAUAGACAGGCUUACUUUUAACUAUCUCUGCUUACUGAUUCACUGCUCCAGAGCACUUAGUAGGUCAAAAUGGUAGGAGAGGAAGCAGUCAGUCUGACUGCUAACCUCUUAUGGGUGAAAUGAAGAAUCAUCCCGUGGCCUUUUUACAGCACUUGAAUCAGGCCCCAGCAAUUUAGGUAAGGUGUUUGGAUUUUUUUUCAGCCUUUGUCUAUCAGGUUCCUAGAUAUUGCUGAUGGAGUGACACACUUCACUUCUAACAGAGAAGUAGUAGUAUGUUUGCUGAUAUAAACAUCAGUUUAACAACAUUUCAUAGUUGAUGUGUUGUGGGUAGACUAGGGAAUGAGAGGCUGGAGAGCAGCACUGCAGAAAGGGAUGUGGGAGUCCUGGUUGAUGGCAAUUUGAGCACGAGUCAGCAGUGCCCUGGCAGCAAGGAGGGCCAACCCUGUCCUGGGGUGCAUCAGGCACAGCAUGGCCAGCCAGGCAAGGGAAGGGAUUGUCCUGCUCCGCUCUGCGGCAGCCUCGCCUUGAGUGCUGGGGACAGUUUUGGGAGCCACAAUAUAAAAAAGCCAAUUAAGCCAUUAAAGACUGUCCAAAGGAGGGCCACAAGGAUGUUGAAGGGUCUGGAGGGGAAGCCGUGUGAGGAUUGGCUGCGGUUACUUGGUCUGUUCAGGCUGGAGGAGACUGUGAGACCACCUCAUUGCAGUCUACAACUUCUUAACAAAGGGCAGGCAGUGAUCUCUCCAAUCUUGUGACCUGAGACAGAACUCAAGGAAAUGGCAGGAAGCUGAGACAGGGGAGGUUUAGGUUGGGUAUAAGGAAAAGGUUUUUCACCCAGAUGGUGGUUGAGCACUAGAACAGGCUCCCCAGGGAAGUGAUCACAGCACCAAGCAUGACAGAGCUCAAGUAGAGUUUGGACAACGCUCUCAGACACGUUCUGAUUGUUGGGGUGUUCUGAGAGAGGAGCUGCACUCAGUGAUGGUGAUGGGUCUCUUCCAACUCAACAUACUCUAUAAUUCUAUGAACCUUUUGUUCCGAGUCACUGGAAAACACCUUAAAACUAUUUAUGAUCACACAGAAAACACUAUGGGCCAAUGCCAGAAGAAAAGUUGCACAUAAAAUACAGAAGUUGGUCAUGUCCCAGAGCAAUAAGAUCAGCCACAUACAUGUGUGGUCAAUGCUAGGGUUUUCAGUCUGUUCUGUAGCCUCUGGGAAAACUUGGUGGUGUUGAAACAAAGUGGUGAAGCUCUGCAGGACUGUUGAAGGAAAUAAAAAAUAGGAAUUACAUUUUUCUUAGAGGUUUCACUAGGUUGUUCCUUACAUUAUUUUAAAUGUUGUUAAUUUGGAAAAAAUACUUUUGUUCAUCACUCAAUGUGUGUCAGGGUAAUGUUUUUGUAAAAGCUUAAGUCAAUUUGUGAACUCCAAAUUGUCACAAGUUUAUGGGAUUUCACUUAGUUCUAUUACCUAAAAGACUGCAUCAGUUGGAACCUUACAGUAGACGAUUAGACUAAUAAUUUUCUUCAAACAGAUGAUGUAGGAAGUAAAAGGUAUCAACAACAGGGAAAUGGCAGAUUUAUUUAGUAAAUGUUUUAACAACACAAACCCGUCUCUGAAAAUAAGGUCAGUGCCAAAUUGUCGGGAGAUGGGACUAUACUUCUUUUCCAGCUUCAGUGGGUCUUAUGAGAAAGAGGGAAAAUGGUCUGUAUCCUUACAAAUUAUGGUCUCUAUCUAUCCAUCUGAUAUGCACUGUAGCAGCUGAUGUGAAGCAAGAAAAUCUGAGGAAGUACAAUAAUUCACAUUCAGAUUAAAAUUGCAGAAAUUCUCAAAAAUCUCUGGGCUCUUCUGGCCUUUAGACUCAGAAAAGUGUUUAAAUAAUUGGUUUUAAAAAGUGAGAUUUUUUAUGGGCUGUUUUGUAAAAGAAAUAAACAUUUUAUUAAAAGGUUACUGAAACUGUCAUUGCUAAUAACAUCUGAAUUAUGGAAAUCUCUAGAAAUACUCUAAACACAAUAACAGUUUCAUUAUAUUUUGCACAACUAUUCAUAUCGAUAUAAUAAAAUAAUUCCUUAAAAAGCUGAGAACCAAAUCCAGCAGUAGCAGUUGAGUAUUAUGAAGACACUUCUGCAGCUCAGGUCACCCGAGUUACUCAUCACAUUCUGCAAUUGACGUUAUCCUUUCACAACAGCUUCUGGUUUAAAGGACAGUUGAGUUAGAAAAGCAAAUCACAAGCAAAUUUGUUUGGGGAUUUUACUCCCCCACCCUUUUUAAAGUAUUGGUUUGUGAGUAAUGAAAGUUACUGAUUAAAAAUGUGACAAAGAGCUUCAGGAAGCAUCAUUCAGAUAGCAGGUAUGUCAGUCAGCUCACACACAUUUAGUACAAAAUACUUGGACAGACAAGGCUGUAAGGCAAGGCUGUGCCAGGAACAUCAGAAAUUAUUGUGACAUGGCUGCAAUGUGCGACUCCUCCAGUACUCAAGGAAUACAGUACACCUGUGCCUCAUGAAGCACUACAUGCAGCAGUAACUGGAACAUGCCCAGUUCUCCCCAGAUGUUCUAAAGGCUGUUCUCAUGGCUUCCAAACCCAUCCCCUCUCCCUCCUCACCAGGUAUCCUGCACUCAGGUCAGUGCUGUGAACCAGGUGUAACCCAUCUCCUGCACACACAACCCCACAGGUACAGCUCCCCAGCAUGUGUAACCCUCUCUCCCACACAGCACUGCAGGUACAGCAACCUGGUCUAGUUGAAGGUGUCCCUGCCCAUGGGAAAACAGUUGGAACUAGAUGAUAUUCAAGGUCCUUUUCCAAUCCAAACAAUUCUAUGAUUUUAUGAGUAAAUGUGACAAUAGUUUAACAAGAUAUGAGGGCAAGGUAUACUUAAUUGUUUACUGCAUAGGCAACAGGGUCAGACAAAACUGUCAGGGAGACUCUGCUGAGUCAUGAGGUUCAGAAACGAUCCCCUUAUUUUAAACUCCCUUCUUGAGGAGAAUCUAGGUGUCUGGAUCCAGACUUGGCCAGCAGUUUACAUCUAAAGGAUUAUGUGCAUAGUCAAUCCUGUAUCUCAGCUAAGAUUUCAAAGUUUUGUAUGCUAUUAAUCACUUAGUGAGAAUUCCUUAGUAUGGAAUCUCUCAGCCUCAAGAAGUUAACCCUAAGAGGCAUCCCUAGUCAAGUGGGGAUCCUAGAGCACAGCAUACUGCCAUGCAGGAGAGGGUAACAGGCCCUGAGCUGUCCACUAUCUAGAGUAAGAUGAUUAACUUUAUUUAUGAAAUAAAAGGUCCUAUUUCCAUAUAGGCUGUAUUUUGGGUUUCCUUGUGUCCAACUGGCCCUAAGCUGUUGAGCAAGAUUUAUGGCCCUUAAUUAUUGUGUUCUUACGUGUCUUCUCAGAAUCCAGUUUAAACCAGAUACAGUCCUCCUGCCCACCACUGCUUCUUCUGCUACUGCUCAAGCAGAAGUGGGAGGGGAGAGCACACUAUCACCCAAGGCACUAAACAGAAGCAGAUGGAAUAGACCUUUCAGUCUGACCACAUUGCCCCACUCAAUGAUUGCUGUUGGUCCUUGGCUGUGAGAUCUGCAGAACCCCGUGUGUGUGUGUGCUGGUUAAUAUAUGGUGGACUAUUUGGCACCUACUCCACUUUCUAACUAGGAUUUAUUUAUGUUGAAGGGACCUGUAUGUACAUGAGAUAUUCCAGAAUUAUUGAUCCUCAGCUGCACAGCUUGUUGCAGGCUAGUGGGUUAUCUUCAUUUAAAACUAUACUGUGCCCUCCCUGUUGCUAGCUUGCAGCUACUUCCCUCUUCUGUCUGUUGCUCACAAAAAGGUUUGAAAUACAUUUUGUCAUGCUUUAAAAAGUUAAUAAGGCUUGCCUUACAACCAGUUUGAUCCCUUGGUGACAUAGAGAUAGUAUAUGUCAGUUUUCAAACUAUUAGUUCAUGGUUUUUGUUAAGGUAAAUUGCACUGUAGAUGGCAAACCUAUUGCUCAGUUCAUGCUUUCUGAAGCGUGGAGCAAUCUUUAAUAAGGCUCAGGUCACUCUUUUGGAACUGUGUCCAUCUACCUGGUCUCUGACUUAAGCCCAAAGGCAGCAUUGAAUGUGGAAUGUCAUCCUAAUGAGUGUGUGUCCAGCCUGCAAAUGCAGCCUGCCCACACACAGGCCUGCUGCAGUGGAACUGAAAGCAUUUGGUUGUGUGUUUUCCACACAUUUGGUGUGUGUUAAGUUUUCCAGAAGUAUCUGGUAUCUAUUAUGAGGACAAGAUAGUUUUAUGAAUAUUUAAUCUUCAGAAAGCUUCACAGGAUAAUUCCUCUUUUUGUUUAUUUUCUUGUAUUUCCACAUUAUACAAGUAUGUUGUUUCUCAGGUAUUCAAAUAGCAUUCAUUAUCAAAGUGACAACUUCUUUUUGGAAGGAUACACAGUUUUUAUUAAUUUUCUGAUAAAUCCAAUAGCUUGGCUAUGUGGUUAGUGAUUAACAGCAGCCAUUCCUGCUCAAUAUCAAACCCACAAUUGUUUCAAAGAAAAAAUUUUAUUUUGCAUGUGUAAUUUUUUCAGUUUGGUAUAUUUCCUGGAUUUGAAUUCAAUCCUGCUAGCUGGCUUAGUUAUGGAAACUCUACUUAUUUAAAUAGAGAUCUUUGGAAUUAGACCUUGGGUCAAGAAAGAAAAAUAAAGUUUAAAUGCAGUUGAACUUCAGAGAGGGAAAUGAAUGCUCAGGAAAGGAAAAUUUCUUCUUCAUUUCUGUAGAAGAAAGAUUUCUAAUAGAUUUUUAAUAUAUGUUUCCUUUCCCUCUAAAUUAUCUCAAGAAAUUCAGAAAGCUAAAUCAAGGAAGAAGCUUCUUUUGCAUUUUGGGUUUGCUUUUGUGAAAGCACAAAACUGUUUUCCACUUUGAGUAUAAUUUAGAUCUAAAAAAAAUUUACAUGUUCAGUCAGAGAUAUAUCCUGUAGCAAAGGACUUGCAUAAAAAUUACUUUGUAUAACUGUUUAGUUAUAAUAAUAGUACUAAUCUGUUAGACAUUUUUUAUGUCAGAGAAGGUAGUAAGCUGUCCACUGUUUUCUCAUUUUUUUGCUUUAGGUGUAAUGUAGCAGCAGGAGUUUAAAAUGUAUGUAUUUUAUUGAGAACAGAGAAUUAAAAUUGCUUAAAUCAAGGACCACUACUGCUACUGCUUACAUGUCCUCAGACUCUUUGGAGGCCUGCAACACAUGUUCUCAGGAAAGGUUACUGGUGUCAGACACAGGCUUGUAGCAAAUUAAUUUGGGGAUCCAUUUAAUAUGCAUGAACAGAUAAGAUGAAAAUGUGUUAGGGGGAAGAGCUUAGUUACCUGACUUCAGUUGCUAAGGAAGUCAAGUUACUCUGCACUGAGUCUAGAAGGCAGCCACAUGCCUUUCUUUGGGGCUCUACCCUGUCAGCUUGUCUUGUACCUGUGUGUGCAUGUAACCUCCAUCAAUGGCCUGCAGUGGGUCAGUUAUUGUGAUGCUGGACAUGGUGAGAUGAAUUUGAAGUAAACCUUAUUACAGGUUUAGCUGCUGAAAAAUUUUGACCUUGUGGGGAAUUAGGCUAGAGAAUGAAUCUCUAAGUGAGUUCACUUUCAUCCCCACUGCUUAUACUCUUCCUUCUUGUCUCACUACCCCUAUUAAAGUCACUCUACAGAGGAUUUAUCACAAGGUGCCUUAGGAAUAAAGAGCAUGUGUGAAAAAAGAACCAUAGUUGUCAUUAACACAAGAGAUUUCUUCUUAUUUCUCUGCCCAUUUGGGUAGGGGGUGGUACUUGCUAAGGUCAGGCAGGGGCAGUCCCUCUAGGCUGUUCCUGAAAAUCCAAUCUGUUCAUAGACCGCCUUGUUGCUGUAAGAUGAGUAGUACAAUGGUAUUUGAAUUUCCUGGUGCCAUACGUUCUUUGCCUUCAUAUGCUGCUGUCAGAUGUCUAGGAACACCAGAGGACUACUUCUUUUGAUAUGCUGACACUAAACCCAAGGACCAGAGGAACACUAGAUUGACAUAAAAGAGUGUUUCUUAUGGUCAUUCAUAAUUUUCUCUAAAAAGUGUUGAAAUCCAGAGUUGUGAGUGGUGUGUGCUUAUGCAUAUUGAGUGUGGAUGAGAGAUCAAAGCAACGACGUUUUUUGUUUGGAAUGUUUUUGUUUUGUUUUGUUUUGUUUUUUCUACAAGUGUAAAAGAAAAGACUAUUUCUUCUUAUCUCAUAUCUGGGAAAAUAUUGGAUAUGACAGUGUCAUGUAGAUGAAUGAGAACUUCACAAUCGGUAAAAUUAAAAACUGGGAACUGAUUGUGUUAAAUACAUUGCUAAUUAUACUGUGGAAGAAAACAGGAGUUUAGCAGGAGUCAAAGUGCUAAGGCAUUUAUCUAAAGAAAUUGAUUUGCAGUAAAUACCAAUUAAAUAAAGUUUUAGAAGGUACAUAAAACAGCAGAUGUAUAUUGCAAGGAGAUUUUCCUGGGUGUAUAGUCCACAUUUGUCUGGAGAGAGUCUCUGGCUACUUAUUCUGAAACUGUGGUGCCAUUGCAGCUGAAGGGUCAUCAGGCCAGGUGGAUGGUGUAUCUGAGUCCCCUUGGCUUUUCUAGGUUCCAUUCUGGAUUUUACAUGUUGCUUUCUCAGAAUCAUCAUACAUUAAAUGUAGCCGGUAUUAGGAAGGGAGAGAGGAAGAAUUUUCCGAUGCAUCAGUGAGGGUUAUCUCUUUUAAACCCAUUUGGACUGGUGAGUCAAGUCCCUUGGGCAAGAAGCAGGAUGCCAGACACAAAAUUGCCAAGUAAUGACCUUGACGUUUAGGAGCUGUUUUUGGAAAUGAUAAAUAGCUGGAGAUGGCCUCCCUGCAGCCUCCAAGAUGCCCUGGGAACAGCUCUCCUCAGAGGGAAGCAGGCUGCUUCCUACUCACAGCUCCAAGUCAUUAGCACAGGCUUUCGAUAGGGAGCAGCUUGUAGCUGGUCACACCUUUUUCAGGCCUAUGUUCUUGUGAACUGUGAUGGUUGUUUGUCAGCCCUUAUCUAUGUGAUGUGAAUGUUUUUGAUGUCCCGUGAUUUCAAAAUUGAGUUCUCCACGCCAACUGUUUGCUUUUCAUGUGCUCACCAAGAGGUGAUUUUUAAAUAGACAAGAGGAUAUUUUAACAAAAUGCGGCACUGGACUCUUUCUGAAGGACACGUAUGAAGGCUAUAUUUAUAGUGUGCUUGCAUUCCUUCUACAAUUGGUUUGUAUUGUUUAUAUUUGAUGUGUUGUGGUUGAUUUGUAAUAAUAUAUUGGAACUUACACCCUUUAAAUAAACUUUUCACUAUGCAA